AUGGCGGCGCUGGGGUCGAAGCUGGCGCAACUGCAGUCCAAGGCGUGCGAGGCCACGAGGAUGGUGGCCAAACACGGAUGCUCGUACCACAAGACGCUCAUGGAGAAGAACAAGCACUACGUCGUCGACCCUCCCACCAUCGAGAAGUGCCAGGAGCUCUCCAAGCAGCUCUUCUACACCCGACUCGCCAGCCUUCCUGGUCGUUACGAGUCAUUCUGGAAAGAGCUUGAUGGUGUGAAGCUCCUGUGGAAGAACAGAAGCAAUCUGAAGGUUGAGGAUGCUGGUGUUGCAGCGAUGUUUGGCAUCGAGUUGUAUGCAUGGUUCUGCCUUGGUGAGAUCGUCGGUAGAGGAUUUACUGUCACGGGCUACCAUGUCUGA
This is a messenger RNA of Miscanthus lutarioriparius, 378 nucleotides long. Lineage: Eukaryota; Viridiplantae; Streptophyta; Magnoliopsida; Poales; Poaceae. The record is from the annotation of a GenBank genome assembly.